This is a messenger RNA of Nilaparvata lugens (brown planthopper), 525 nucleotides long. Its product is annotated as inactive peptidyl-prolyl cis-trans isomerase FKBP6-like. The transcript is spliced from 2 exons. Bases 56 to 514 code for a protein of 152 amino acids. Lineage: Eukaryota; Metazoa; Arthropoda; Insecta; Hemiptera; Delphacidae. Gene Ontology annotation, molecular function: peptidyl-prolyl cis-trans isomerase activity. The record is from RefSeq and is a predicted model, not a curated record.
CGGCGACUAUUGUGAAGGUGAAGAUGAUUAUAAUCUUAUUAAGGAUGAAUUUCCCAUGGAUGAGAUAGAAAAGUAUGUCAAUUUCGAUACAUUGGAUGUCGAUGUGGAUGAGGAAGGCAAGGUUGUAUGCUUUGCCGAUUUGAGGCAAAAAAUGUCUCCAGUUACAACGGACAAGAGAAUAAUGAAAAGAAUGAUAAAGCAAGGGAUGGGAGAAAUGAUAUCGAACGCUGGUGUGGUGUAUUACCACUACAGUGCCUACGUCAACCUUCAAGAGGAGCCUUUCGAUAACUCUUAUCUCCGUCGGCACCGAAGACCUGAGAGGCUCGUCUUGGGUAAAGGAGAAGUUCUUAUCGGGGUCGAACUAGCACUAAAAACUAUGAAGAAAGGAGAGGUCUCUCAAUUUAUUGUGGAACCUGAGUACGCUUUCGGGAAGCUGGGUGUCCCCCAAGAGUGCCUCCAGGUAAAAAUAAUCAUCAACAAUCUUGUUAAUCAAUUUCCGUUCUGUAAUGUAUAAGUUGUACUUUC